Phialemonium atrogriseum is the source of this 1876-nucleotide messenger RNA. RefSeq names its product glycoside hydrolase. The transcript is spliced from 5 exons. The coding region runs from base 143 to 1510 and encodes 455 amino acids. Gene Ontology annotation, biological process: carbohydrate metabolic process. The record is from RefSeq and is a predicted model, not a curated record. Lineage: Eukaryota; Fungi; Ascomycota; Sordariomycetes; Cephalothecales; Cephalothecaceae. Gene Ontology annotation, molecular function: hydrolase activity, hydrolyzing O-glycosyl compounds.
GAGCCUUCGUCGCCGAGGGCAGGCAUGCGAGUAUAAAGAGGGACACAGAGUUGCGCCUCUGUUCUGAUCACUCUCACAGCAUCCCUCUCAACAAACACUCCUCUGUUCUAGGAAGCACCUGUUCCCAUCUCCAGAUCUCACAAUGUAUCGAGCAGUUGCCGCACUCUCUUUCGCCAGCCUUGUGCUCGGCCAGCAGGCCGGAGAUGUGACCGAAGAGAAGCACCCUGACUUGCCCAUUCAGGUCUGCACGGACAGUGGUUGCACCACGGAGCAGACCACGGUUGUCCUGGACUCAAACUGGCGUUGGACCCAUGUUGUCGAUGGGUACACCAACUGCUACGACGGCAACGAGUGGAACGCGACAACUUGCCCUGACGGCAAGACGUGCGCCACCAACUGUGCCAUCGAUGGCGCCGAUUACGAGGCGACAUACGGCAUCUCCACUCCUUCCGAGGGUUCCCUGCAGCUGAAGUUCGUGACCAAGAACGACAAUGGCGCCAACGUCGGCUCCCGUGUCUACCUCAUGGCCAGCGAGGACAAGUACAGGAUGUUCAACCUGUUGAACAAGGAGUUCACCUUCGAUGUCGACGUCAGCAAUCUGCCCUGCGGCCUCAACGGCGCUGUCUACUUCUCCGAUAUGGACGAGGAUGGCGGCAUGUCCAAGUACGAGACCAACCAGGCUGGUGCCAAAUACGGCACCGGCUACUGCGACAGCCAGUGCCCAGUUGAUAUUAAGUUCAUCAACGGAGAGGCCAAUGUCGAGGGCUGGAACGGCUCUGACAACGACCAGAACUCCGGCUCCGGCUCUUAUGGAUCUUGUUGUUCAGAGAUGGAUAUCUUUGAGGGGAACCUUGAUUCCACGGCCUAUACUCCUCAUGUUUGCAAACAAGCCGGCCAGGUCCGGUGUGAGGGUGCCGACUGUGGUAACGGCGACGACCGUUACUCGGGCAUGUGCGACAAGGACGGCUGCGACAUCAACAGCUUCCGCAUGGGCAACCAGGAGUUCUACGGCACGAGCAAGACCGUCGACACCACGAAGCCGUUCACCAUCGUCACUCAGUUCAUCACCGACGACGGCACUGAUACCGGCAACCUCAAGCAGAUCAACCGCAUCUACGUUCAGGAUGGCAAUGUCAUCCCCAACUCGGCCGUCCAGAUCGACAGCAUCGACCCCGUCAACUACAUCGACGACAGCUUCUGCGAGCAGCAGAAGGCCGCCUUUGGCGACAACAACUACUACGGCACCCUCGGCGGCAUGGCGGCCAUGGGCAAGGCGCUCCAGAAGAUGGUCCUCGUCCUCAGCGUGUGGGACGACCACGCCGUGUCCAUGAACUGGCUCGACAGCAGCUUCCCCCCCGAGGCCGACUCGUCCGAGCCCGGCGUCCUCCGCGGCCGCUGCGACCCCGCGGCCGGCGACCCGGAGACCGUCGAGGCCGCCCACCCCGACGCCUCGGUCAUCUACUCCAACAUCAAGUUCGGCACCCUGAACUCGACCUUCGCGGCUGCUUAAGAUGUCAUGUAUGUAUGCAUUGUUUCACGCACACGGCAUUACUUUCGGGGGAGGCAGACUCGUCCCAGUGGGGGCUGAGCACGCAUAAAGCAUAUUGAGAAACGGUGUUUCUUGGGCAAAGCGGGCGAGAAAUGGGCUUGCAUGGGUGGAUUUCUCCAUACGAAUAGAGAUAGCUAGAUUGAAAUAAUAUUUGUCAUCUCAUCUGUAUGGGCAGUAGCCCACGCCGAAGCCGUACUCCAGUUUCUGUUUCUAUAAAACUUUGCCGGCCGUGAUGAUUCCACAGCAUCCAAAGGCCCGAACAUGGCUACUCGCAGGACGCUCCUGAAGUCCACGCCUAGGCCGAGAGCGGAGGUAGACACAAUAGUG